Messenger RNA from Truncatella angustata, 1485 nucleotides. RefSeq lists its product as uncharacterized. Bases 138 to 1304 code for a protein of 388 amino acids. The transcript is spliced from 2 exons. NCBI's taxonomy places the organism in Eukaryota, Fungi, Ascomycota, Sordariomycetes, Amphisphaeriales, Sporocadaceae. The record is from RefSeq and is a predicted model, not a curated record.
GGUUAGGGGCGCUCUGAAAUAGACACGAUACCUUUUCCUACAAUUUAUUUGGACGACAGACUCCCAGAGGCCUAUCAUCACCAACAACAUCCAUCGAGACAAUCAGCAGGCUGUCAAGCCAAACAAUCGUAGCCAACAUGUCACAACCGACAGCGCCCAUGAUCAUCAAUAUGCCCCAGCCCCCCUCUAACCCAGACACCCCCAAUGAUAUGCCUGGGACCCCGACCAGCACCACCACCUCGCUAUCUGCUCUUUCAACGACGGCCAUCAAGGACGGCCACCGCGGCCAUGCGCAUCCCAUCCCAGGCUUCGGCGGCCACCGCGGCCACCAGUACACCUCCUCGACCAACAGCCUCGAGGCCGAGCGAGCUGACCGCAUCUCCCGCCUCGCCGGGCUAGAACGGGUGUCGACGCUGCGCCCCGAGCAGCAACAACAGCCGCUGCAGCAGGGCCACUCUUCCAUCUCACCUCAAACCACGCCGACGUCUACCGGGUUCCCCCAGGGUGCUCUACAGCAGCAGCAGAUCAAUGCGCUGCCAGGCGCCGCCGCCUAUUUUGAUAGCAACGGCCAGCCGACGGCGGCGACCAAGAUGAGCACAGUCGGCAGCGCUUCCGCUACAGGCAGCGUGGGCGCGCGAACGACGACGGAAGUGGGUGAGCUGGGCGAUGACCCCACCGAGGUGGAUGAGGACGCCAUGAGUAUGGAUACCGACUACCGCACAAUGGACGUGAACUCCACCUCGGGUGUGGUAGACAACAUAGACGAUGAUGGUGCGACUCGGUCUGUUGGUGGCUUCGAAGAUCGUAUGAGCGACGAUGGCAACGCUAGCUUGGUUGGGUUCGGCGAGGGCGCGAAUAGUACUGUCAGCGGGCCCAUAUAUCAACGUCGACCGCUGCCCGGCACUGUGGGCGCAACAGGAGCCUGGGGCCUAGAAAGGAGCAGUUCGGGUCUGAGCGAGGCUGCAGUCCUGAGAGCGCAGCAGCUGAGAGAUGCCGUUGAGAACUACUCUAGUGCAGCAGCCCAAGCUGAGAGGAGGGAUCCAAGGAUGAUGAACGGAAUUGCUGCAGAUGGGGGCGGCCAUGUCGGCACAGCUGACGACGAGGCAUUUGUUGAUACUACAGCCACGGGGCCUCUUCCCGCACAGUCUGGACAGUCCAACGCCGGGUCUACCUCGCGCGAGGCUGCUGAGCGCAUUGUGAAGGAAAGAUUGGAUGGCGGCGAGGGCCAUGUUGGAAGCGCAGCGCCGGCCCUGCACAGCACUGGCGAACGGUUAGGACAGUUCUACUUUGAGGACAAAAAAUGAGGUAUUCAUCAAUGUGGGAAUAUUUGGAUUGGAGAUUAUCUUCCAAGCUAUCGUCGGGGGUUAGCCGAAUGCUAUCCGGCUACACAGCUCGAAAUUUGACACAAGAAGUUAUUCGUCAUGCGGAAGGUCUCUGGCCAAGCUUGUUUAAAUUGAAGCAUAGGCGUGUGGGAGUGUUUGAAAA